This is a messenger RNA of Pyricularia pennisetigena, 1710 nucleotides long. RefSeq lists its product as uncharacterized. Bases 1 to 1710 code for a protein of 569 amino acids. The transcript has a single exon. Lineage: Eukaryota; Fungi; Ascomycota; Sordariomycetes; Magnaporthales; Pyriculariaceae. The record is from RefSeq and is a predicted model, not a curated record.
AUGUACGACUGUGAAAAUGAUGAUCGAGCUCUCAACAUGAUUCCUGUCCUCUCCGUUCCGGCCGAGAUAUGGAUAGACAUCGCGGGCCACCUUGGCUGGAAUUGUCAGUUCGAGCAGAGCUGCGGGUGUAAGAGGGAGCAUGUCUACGAGCCUGGUCAGCAAACCGGUCUCAGGAAUCUAUGCUUGGCGUCGCGAACAUUCAGGGCAAUCUUCCAACCCUUUCUCUAUCACCAACUCAAUGUCAAAUUGAUGUUUUCGCUCAGUAACAGCAAGACAUUCAGUGUUGGCGCUUGCAACAGGAUCAAGAACCUUGUCCGGACUCUUUCAAAACGUCCUGAUCUUGCAGAACACGUGAAGAUCCUGACCUUUUGUGCACAAUCGCACAACAUUGUUGCAACAAGUCAGGCGUUGCAUAUGGCAGGGCCGUUUCCGCCGCUACCCAACCUUGCCCACCUACGAUGGCCUUCGGAUCUGGAAUUGAACCCUGGCAAGAUAUUUGCCAAUCAGCAGUGGGGAAAGCUCGAGAGCCUCCAUGUAGGCAACACAUGCGACCGCGACGGCUGGAAUGCGAAGCCUCGAUCAGGAGUCUUCGAGGAUCUGGGAGAAUUGUACGCGAAGAGCUCGACGAUUUCUGCGCUCACGUUCAGGCAACACUUUGGAGUCAGGCUCGACGAACCCGGAACUUUGCGGCUGCGCAACGUAACCAAGGCUCACAUGAUCGAUCCCAUGAUCACCGCAGUUGAGUUGAAACACGUCUUGAAGGGACUGGUCUCCCUUCAGAACUUUCGAUGGACUUGUACGGGCGAAAUGAUCGACUGCGAUGCUUGGCGUGCCUACCGUGGUCGAGGGCAAGCUGUUCUCCCGUCUGUACAUCACCACGAUCAUCAAAUUUAUGGCGUGAAUGCAAAUCACUACUGGCCGUACGUGAGCGACCUACUCGAAGCGUUGAGUCCGCACUGCAACAGGCUAGAGAUGCUCGAUAUCAAUGCCCCACAGUUCUAUAUUGCGCCACAACACAUUUCCCACGGCGAGGGCACCUUUUCCAAAUUCGCCUGCACCUCUCUAAAGCAGUUCAAAAGCCUCCGAAGCCUCAAGAUCGGCAUUACGUCAAUCUACCCCUGCGUGCUGCGCCAUUUCUCUGCCACAAGGCAUCUGCCAGAGAUGUGGCAGCCCUAUAUGCAUCGAGACGGUUUGAGCAGCGGCAAAGACGUGAGCAUAUACGCCACCAGCCUGUACGCCGACGGGCUUCCUCCUCUUCUCGAGGAGCUGACCGUCUCGGAGUACGAAGUGGUCCCAGUAUCCGCGAUGGUAGGCGAGGACCUGCACAGGCUUGCGUCGGCAAAGAAGCAGCACCUCCCGAAUCUUCGCAGAGUCGCCGUUUCGCUCGUCGGCUCACUGCGCACCAUCCCAGGCGACGUCUUUGGCGCCAAGCAAGCUUUGGCAGAGUUGGGUGUUGAGCUGACUGUGAACACGCUAAGUCCCACGUUGCGGGAGUUUCGGUCAGGAAAUGAGGACGGGGAUAGGAUUCCUGAUGAAUUUACAUGGGCCAACUACCAAGCAGCGCAUUUGAUUCUAAACAAGGACGAAACUGUCAGCAGCGUUCGCGAUAUGCUUCGGGAUAUAAGAGCUUAUGAGCCCGAGGCGGGUCGAGCAGCGGAGAUCUACUUGCAGACACAAAUGGCCAACGAGAUUGUCUGGGAUGAGAAUUGA